Messenger RNA from Loxodonta africana (African savanna elephant), 1216 nucleotides. It is a transcript of the gene WNT16, whose product is annotated as Wnt family member 16. The record is from RefSeq and is a predicted model, not a curated record. NCBI's taxonomy places the organism in Eukaryota, Metazoa, Chordata, Mammalia, Proboscidea, Elephantidae. Bases 1 to 1092 code for a protein of 363 amino acids. Gene Ontology annotation, molecular function: frizzled binding; cytokine activity. Gene Ontology annotation, biological process: neuron differentiation; cell fate commitment; canonical Wnt signaling pathway. Gene Ontology annotation, cellular component: extracellular region. The transcript is spliced from 4 exons.
AUGGACAGAGCAGCGCUCCUGGGCCUGCCCCGCCUGUGCGCACUGUGGGCAGCCCUGCUCGCGCUGUUCCCCUGCGGAGCCCAAGGAAACUGGAUGUGGCUGGGCAUCGCCUCCUUCGGGGUUCCGGAGAAGCUGGGCUGCGCCAACUUGCCGCUGAGCAGCCGCCAGAAGGAGCUGUGCAAGAGGAAGCCGUACCUGUUGCCCAGCAUCCGCGAGGGCGCGCGCCUGGGCGUCCAGGAGUGCAGGAACCAGUUCAGGCACGAGCGAUGGAACUGCAUGGUCGCCGCCGCCUCCGCCCCGUCCGCCGCCAGCUCAGUCUUCGGCUACGAGCUGAGCAGCGGCACCAAGGAAACAGCGUUCAUUCAUGCCGUGAUGGCUGCUGGCCUGGUGCAUUCUGUGACAAGGUCGUGCAGUGCAGGCAACAUGACAGAAUGUUCCUGUGAUACCACCUUGCAGAACGGCGGCUCGGCCAGCGAAGGCUGGCACUGGGGGGGCUGCUCCGAUGAUGUCCAGUAUGGCAUGUGGUUCAGCAGAAGGUUCCUCGAUUCCCCCAUCAGAAACACCACGGAAAAGGAAAGCCAAGCUCUGUUAGCAAUGAACCUGCAUAACAAUGAAGCGGGAAGGCAGGCUGUUGCCAAGUUGAUGUCCGUAGACUGCCGCUGCCACGGGGUUUCAGGCUCCUGCGCUGUGAGGACAUGCUGGAAAACCAUGUCUUCUUUCGAAAAGAUCGGUCAUUUGUUGAAGGACAAAUAUGAAAACAGUAUCCAAAUCUCAGACAAAAUAAAGAAGAAAAUGCGCAGGAGAGAUAAAGACCAGAGAAAAAUACCGAUCCGCAAGGAUGAUCUGGUCUAUGUUAAUAAGUCUCCCAACUACUGUGUAGAGAAUAAGAAACUGGGGAUCCCAGGGACACAAGGCAGAGAAUGCAACCGCACGUCAGAGGGCGCCGAUGGGUGCAACCUCCUGUGCUGUGGCCGAGGCUACAACACUCACGUGGUCCGGCACGUGGAAAGGUGUGAGUGUAAGUUUAUCUGGUGCUGCUAUGUCCGAUGCAGGAGGUGUGAAAGCAUGACUGACGUCCACACCUGCAAGUAACCACACCAUCCAGCCUUGGACAAGACUACCCAGUGACACACAGCUAGAGUGCAACCCACAGGGUAUCCCAACUGUGCAGGGCUGGUGACGUUGACUCCUGUGCCAAGAUCCCCAGAUCCUUGGA